Messenger RNA from Sus scrofa (pig), 946 nucleotides. It is a transcript of the gene BCAS2, whose product is annotated as BCAS2 pre-mRNA processing factor. The record is from RefSeq and is marked validated. Gene Ontology annotation, cellular component: precatalytic spliceosome; catalytic step 2 spliceosome; Prp19 complex. NCBI's taxonomy places the organism in Eukaryota, Metazoa, Chordata, Mammalia, Artiodactyla, Suidae. Gene Ontology annotation, biological process: mRNA processing.
ACGUCGGCAACGUGAUUAUGUUAAUAUCGGGUGCAGGCCUAUUUAAGCGAGCCUGAGCCCGCGCAGACUCAGAGAAGUCAGGCGAGCCCAAGAAUGGCGGGCACCGGUUUGGUGGCUGGAGAGGUUGUUGUAGACGCGCUGCCGUAUUUUGACCAGGGUUAUGAAGCGCCUGGUGUGCGGGAAGCGGCCGCGGCGUUGGUAGAGGAGGAAACUCGCAGGUACCGACCUACCAAGAACUACUUGAGCUACCUGACAGCCCCAGAUUAUUCCGCUUUUGAAACUGACAUAAUGAGAAAUGAAUUUGAAAGACUGGCUGCUCGACAACCAAUUGAAUUGCUCAGUAUGAAACGAUAUGAACUUCCGGCCCCUUCCUCAGGUCAAAAAAAUGACAUUACUGCAUGGCAAGAAUGUGUAAACAAUUCUAUGGCUCAGUUGGAGCAUCAGGCAGUUCGAAUUGAGAAUCUGGAACUAAUGUCACAGCAUGGAUGCAAUGCCUGGAAAGUAUAUAAUGAAAAUCUAGUUCAUAUGAUUGAACAUGCCCAGAAAGAACUCCAGAAAUUAAGGAAACAUAUUCAAGAUUUAAAUUGGCAACGAAAGAACAUGCAGCUCACAGCUGGAUCUAAAUUAAGAGAAAUGGAGUCAACUUGGGUAUCCCUGGUCAGUAAGAAUUACGAGAUUGAAAGGACUAUUGUACAAUUAGAAAAUGAACUCUUUCAAAUGAAGCAGCAACAUGGAGAGGCAAACAAAGAAAACAUACGGCAAGACUUCUGAAAAAGAUUAAUUUGGCGGGUAGGAAGGAAGGCUUUCACAGAAGAUCAGGCAUCUGAGCUAUGAGGAACAAUAACAUCCUAUGAAAAUCAUCCAGGUUAAAUGUGGAAACCGUAGAAUGUGGACUGUUAUAUGUCAUUUGUACAUUUAAGCAAAAUAAAAAAUUUCAAAAUGGUGG